UUUCAUUUUUCGGAAAAUUAAAAAUUAUUGAAAAUCUCUGCCUAAGGAGUAAGGAGUAUGUACUCUAUUUUACACUUCCCAUUUUUGUAAACCUGUUUUUCUUUUUCUUGUUCUUGUCAUUCACAAUCACAAUUGAUUUCACUGUCACAUUAUUUUGUUUUCUUGUUUUUAAAUCGAUUGAAACAAGAAAAUUUUAACCGGGUAUUAAUUUAAUUAAUUUAAAUUGAUUUAUUAGUUUAGUUUCUUUAAAUAAUGGAUUCCCAAUUCAAGACAAUUCAUCCAGUCAAAUAUCUUCGAGAUCAUUUCUCGAAAGAAAUUCGUCCGGAUGGUCGGGAAUUUAUGUCCUAUCGUCCAGUCAGCAUAAAUGUUUCAUCAAUUAAACAAGCCGACAGUUCUUGUGUUUUCAAAAUUGGAAACACAACUGUUAUUUGUGGAAUUAAAGCCGAACUUUGCACACCAAAAGCCUCGACACCAAAUUGUGGUUUCGCUAUAAUUAACGUAAAUUUACCGCCCCUUUGUUCUCCCAAAUUUCGACCCGGUCCACCUAGUGAAGAAGCUCAAUGCGCAACGAAAAUUGUCGACGAAAUUUUAUCGAAUUCGUCAAUUUUGGAUCUAAAAGAUCUUUGCAUUUGUAAGGAUAAAUUGGCAUGGGUUUUAUAUUGCGAUCUCGUUUGCAUUGAUUUCGAUGGAUCUGUAAUUGAUGUUUGCAUUGGAGCUUUAAUGUCUGCCUUAGAAACUUUGACAUUACCGGAAGUUACAUAUGACACGGAAACAAAACUCAUAGUCACAAAUCCCGAGAAGAGAAUUCCACUUCCAUUGAAACCAAUAACCGUUUCUUUGACAUUCGCAUCGUUCGAUGAACGAAUUUUAAUUGUUGACCCUACAGAAGAUGAGGAAAGUUUAUCUCACAGUAGAAUAACAAUUGCCGUUAACGCCAAUGACAUGUGUUUUGUACACAAAUCAGGUGGAACUCCAAUGUCAGACAAAUUAAUAACAAAAAGCAUAGCAAUUGCAAAGAAACGAGCUGAAGCAAUAAGAAAAUUAAUAGAAACCGCAACGACACCUUUUAAAAUUUCUUGAUCCGUUUCCAGAUUUUAUCCUAACAUUAAUGAAAUUCUAUUUUGGAAAAAUUUAAAAAGCCUUUUGCCUUUUGCUUUUAAAUUUUGAUUCUCUUCUAUAAUUUUCGAAAACUUUAUAAUAAGUGAUUAAAUAAAAUG
This is a messenger RNA of Leptopilina heterotoma, 1217 nucleotides long. Its product is annotated as exosome complex component RRP43-like. Gene Ontology annotation, cellular component: cytoplasmic exosome (RNase complex); nuclear exosome (RNase complex). Bases 253 to 1080 code for a protein of 275 amino acids. Gene Ontology annotation, biological process: nuclear polyadenylation-dependent rRNA catabolic process; U5 snRNA 3'-end processing; U1 snRNA 3'-end processing. The transcript is spliced from 7 exons. The record is from RefSeq and is a predicted model, not a curated record. NCBI's taxonomy places the organism in Eukaryota, Metazoa, Arthropoda, Insecta, Hymenoptera, Figitidae.